This is a messenger RNA of Xenopus tropicalis (tropical clawed frog), 1391 nucleotides long. RefSeq names its product PDZ domain containing 11 (gene pdzd11). Gene Ontology annotation, cellular component: pore complex; presynapse; cytoplasm. NCBI's taxonomy places the organism in Eukaryota, Metazoa, Chordata, Amphibia, Anura, Pipidae. Gene Ontology annotation, biological process: pore complex assembly. The transcript is spliced from 6 exons. The coding region runs from base 49 to 477 and encodes 142 amino acids. The record is from RefSeq and is marked provisional.
GAAAGAUAACCUGCUGAUACCGGAAAAACUUCGUACUCUAUGUUAGGAAUGGAAGGCCGCCCCAAUUAUGAUGAAUACCCAUAUCCAGUGGUCUUUCUGCCUCCUUACGAGAAUCCACCAGCAUGGAUCCCCCCGCAGGAGAGAGUUUAUAACCCAGAUUACAAUAAUGAACUGACAAAUUUUCUCCCUCGGACGAUUCUUUUGAAGAAGCCACCUGGAGCACAGCUGGGGUUUAAUAUCCGAGGAGGGAAGGCAUCACAGCUUGGAAUCUUUAUCUCUAAGGUAAUUCCAGACUCAGAUGCCCAUAAGGCUGGCCUGCAGGAGGGAGACCAGGUGCUGACAGUGAACAAUGUGGAUUUCCAGGAUAUUGAGCAUAGUAAGGCUGUGGAAAUCCUGAAAACUGCAAGAGAAAUCUUCAUGCAAGUUCGCUACUUUCCGUACAAUUACCAGCGGCAGAAAGAGAGGACAGUGCACUAGAGCAAAGACCAGAUCUUCCUUCAUUGUCCACAUCCACCCAUUUUGUAAUAGAUGGUUUCGGAAAGGUCUGUGCUGUGACUAAACUUUGUCAAAGUUAGCCUGCACUUCUUUGGAUUUUGAUUGACUUAUUUAGGAAUGGGAGAUCCGCAGAGAGUUCUGUAAUAUCCACACUGCCAAUUUUCGUUAAGGUUGUAUUAUAUAUACUAUAAAUACUUCUCUAUGCUUGUUUGAAUGGCGCUUUUAUAUUUUGUUUUAAUGCUUUAUAUUGGGAUGUACAGUUUUUUUCUGUUCUAAAAUCAGAUUUUUGCUUUGAAUCUUCUAAGUAGGGUAUGCGCUGGAGUGAUUAUAAAGUUUACAGCACAAGGACAUUUGACAUUGUUCUAAUAAUACAGCAAUCAAUAAUAUGAAAUUGGAAGAGUGACAAAAAAACAAUGCCCCAAAAAAAUUAAAUCACAUUUUAUGCUUCUGGGUUGGGGUGUGCUUAUGCUGCUUGUACAUCUGUAAUCUUCAUAACUGUUCCACAGAAACACUAAUAGGGGGUUUCUGUAUGUAAUAAAGGGUGCAAAGGUAUCUAAAGAUUUAAUUGCCUAUAAAAACUAGUCUACAUUUACAGUUUAAAAACAUGUUGUGUUUGUUGCUAUGGGUUACUGCUCCUGGGCACCUGAGUGCCAUUGAUUACAUAUGGGGGUAUGAAUUUUGUUACUUAAUUACUUAACUGACUGUACUGAUUAUUCUGUUGAAUGUUGUUUUGUUUGUUUUGUUGUUUAUCUCUGUGCUCUGAAACUGAAAGAAUAAUACAUUUUUAAUACAGUCUCAGUCUCUGUUUUAUGUGGCAGGAAACAUAAUUUAACGUAAUUUAACUGAGACAGUCAUCCUCACUUAUGAUUGGUGCAAAUAAAUAAAUUAACAAAAAA